AUGUUCGAGGUAGUUUUUGGGGUGUCGAGGUGUUCGAGGUUGAGAGGAGUUCCUAUGCCUUCCCCAGUCGCCGAUACCUGGACGCAGCUAUCGGGAUGGGACGAGGCCCCGCCAGAUCGACCGCCGACGCGUUCCGCCGCUCCUCCCUGCGCGUUUUGUAGGGCGAAACUAGUGGAGUCGGAUAAAGUAACCGCGUUGGCAGCAAGCGACACUCGUCAAGAUCUCCUCGCUAAUAAUAUGGCAGAAGCUUAUUUGGCAUGGGAUUUGCUUAUUCUUCAAGAAAGAGCAAGGAGAAUUAUUAAUGGACUGGAAAGAAGAUUAUUACGAGAUGCACAGAAUCCUUACGAAUUGCCACAUGAUGUCUUUCUUAUGUACUUUAGAAUUAAUCAAGAACUUGCAAUGGAUCUCACAAACAUAUUAAGACCACAUUUAGAACAUGAACGUAUAAAUGGUUUGUCCCCAGAAAUACAAGUUUUAGUGACAAUCAAUUUUCUCGCUAAUGGUAGUUAUCAGACGCCUGUUGGAAAUCAUUACAACUUUGUUAUCAGUCAGCCAUCUACAAGUCGUUGCAUACGUAAAGUAAUAUAUUUAAUAAAUAUACAUUUGUUGCGUCGAUGGGUAAAAUUCCCAAUGACAGCAGAAGAAAGAAUAGUUGCACAGAAUAAAUUUGCACAAGCUCCGCAACCAUUUCCUGGUGCAAUAGGAGCCAUAGAUUGUACUCACAUAAAUAUCAUUGCACCUCGUGUACAUGAAGAAGCAUAUGUGAAUCAUCAUGGAAAUCAUUCCUUAAAUGUACAAGCGAUUGUCGAUCCGGAUUUAAAGAUAUUAAAUAUUAAUGCACGAUAUCCUGGAGCUAGAAAUGACGCAUACAUAUGGAAUGCUUCUCCAAUCAAACGUGCUAUGGAAUACUAUUAUAAUCGUGGUGAAAGAAGGACAUACUUAAUUGGUGACGCUGGAUAUCCACUUGAACCUUGGCUUAUGACACCAUUGCCACAUUAUCCUGAGUGGAGUCGACAAUAUCAGUAUAACGAAAAGUUGUGUAAAGCACGUAGCGUUGUUGAGAGAUUUUUCGGAGUAUUUAAAGCAAUAUGGAGAUGUCUGUCAUAUCAACGUGUACUGAUGUAUGCACCAGACGUCGUAGGACAAAUAAUUAACGCAUGCGCUGUUUUGCACAACAUGCGUCUACAUUAUAGGUUAUUCAUGGAUAUUGAGGAAGAAAAUAUGAGCAUACAGCCCGUUCAGGAAAUAGAGGGGGUUAAAGUUGACCAUAUCCAAUAA
Messenger RNA from Trachymyrmex cornetzi, 1278 nucleotides. RefSeq names its product putative nuclease HARBI1. Lineage: Eukaryota; Metazoa; Arthropoda; Insecta; Hymenoptera; Formicidae. The transcript is spliced from 5 exons. Bases 1 to 1278 code for a protein of 425 amino acids. The record is from RefSeq and is a predicted model, not a curated record.